Messenger RNA from Echinops telfairi (small Madagascar hedgehog), 495 nucleotides. RefSeq names its product diphthine--ammonia ligase-like. Gene Ontology annotation, molecular function: diphthine-ammonia ligase activity. NCBI's taxonomy places the organism in Eukaryota, Metazoa, Chordata, Mammalia, Afrosoricida, Tenrecidae. The record is from RefSeq and is a predicted model, not a curated record. Gene Ontology annotation, biological process: protein histidyl modification to diphthamide.
AUGCAGAGUGGGGCUGAGGAAAAAGACGAAGUAGAGGGGAUAUCAAUAGGUGCUAUCCUUUCUGACUAUCAGCAUGUUCGAGUGGAAAAUGUGUGUAAAAGACUUAAUUUCCAGACUUGGCAGAGAAACCAGAAAGAUUUGCUCUGAGAGAUGAUAGCGUGUAACAUUCAAGUGAUCAUCAAAGUAGCAGCUCUUGGUUUAGAUUCAGAUAAGCAUCUUGGGAAAACCCUGCAUCAAAUGGAGCCAUAUCUUUUAGAGCUUUCUGAGAAGUAUGGGGCCCAUGUUUGUGGAGAAGGUGGAGAAUAUGAAACAUUCACUUUGGAUUGCCUUCUAUUUAAAAAGAAAAUAAUUUUGGAUUCGUCUGAAGUAAUCAUGCAUUCAGUCGAUGCCUCUGCACCUGUAGCAUAUCUACGCUUUUUAGAAAUCCACUUGGAGGAUAAGGUGUUACCAGUGCCUGACAACAAUAGAACAUCUAAUUUGAUAUAUAAUUCUUGA